Messenger RNA from Dipodomys ordii (Ord's kangaroo rat), 1472 nucleotides. It is a transcript of the gene Npdc1, whose product is annotated as neural proliferation, differentiation and control, 1. The transcript has 10 exons. The record is from RefSeq and is a predicted model, not a curated record. Gene Ontology annotation, cellular component: membrane. Bases 1 to 1281 code for a protein of 426 amino acids. NCBI's taxonomy places the organism in Eukaryota, Metazoa, Chordata, Mammalia, Rodentia, Heteromyidae.
AUGGCCGGGGACGUGGAGGCCGCCUGGCCGGAGCCUGGCCGGGCUCAGGCCUCGCUGGUCACACUCAGCUGCUUAGCUGGGGGCCCUGGGGACCCCCCACACCGCAUCUCCACCCACCCCUUGCCCAGGCUGGCCGGAGCCGGGCUGCCCAAGACGAUGCUGGCAGGAGCCCAGCGGAGGCUCUGGGGCUGGAAGACUGAAGGGCCAGGGACCCAUGCCCACCCCCGGGACUGCCGAAAUGUCCUCGUGAGGGGCUGUGGCCUGGAGGCUGCAAGUGUCUGGAAGUGGACGGACUCUGGGGAGCGGGUGGAGCAGGGGAGUUCCCAUAAGUCUUGGAAUUGUUUGCUUCCUGGUUCUGAGCCCUGGCUGCAGGGAGGAAGGGCCUCUCCAGAACAAUGGCCGGAGCCAGCCCUGAGGGGCAGGCCUGGGCAGUGCUGCUGCCCAGAGGCCAGGCCCAGCAGGCUGUGGCCAGGCUUGCCUUCUUCCUUUGUAGAUGCAGCAACCUGUCCUGGAAGCCUAGACUGUGCCCUGAAGAGGCGGGCUAGGUGUCCCACGGGUGCUCAUGCCUGUGGACCCUGCCUUCAGCCCUUCCAGGAGGAUCUGCAGGGGAACUGUGUGCCCAGGACGCGCCGGCCUCCUGGGGAGGACCUGCCCCAGCCCAGACUGGAAGAUGAGAUUGACUUCUUGGCACAGGAGCUAGCCCUCAAGGAAGCCAGGCACUCGAGGCUCACAGCUGGGCCCCUGCCUGAGGUCCAGCAGCGGCUCCUGGAGCCUGCAGCUACCCUGGGCUUCUCCGAGAGGGGUCCGGGAGCCCAGCCCAGCCUCCCUGUCACUCGUGGAGCCUCUCUACCCACGCCCCGCGCCUCCUUGGGUUCCCCGGUAUCGUCUGGGCCUGUGCACAUGGCUCCCUUGGAGACUGGUGGGGGGCGCGGAAGCGGCCUGGCCCUGGUGCUGAUGGUGGCGUUCUGCGUGGCCGGCGCGGCCGCCUUCGCGGUGGCGGCCCUGUGCUGGUGCAGGCUGCAGCGAGAGAUCCGCCUGACUCAGAAGGCAGACUACUCCACUGCCAAGACACCUGGCUCACCUGUAGCGCCCGGGAUCUCGGGGCCUCCCAAGGACCUGGACUCAGCGUCGGACGAGGAGAACGAGGACGGGGACUUCACGGUGUACGAGUGUCCAGGCCUGGCCCCGACCGGGGAGAUGGAGGUCCGCAACCCGCUCUUCGACCACGCCUCGCUGUCCGCGCCCCUCCCGGGCGGGCACUCGCCGUCCCCGCUGCAGUGACCCCGGCCCCAGCCGCCUGCGCGCCCGCGCCUGCGCCCGCGGCGGGAGAGAGGCCGGGCCUCCGCCUGGAUGGGGCUGUGGGAGGCCCGAGGAGAUCCCCGCUUGUGCUAGGAGACCCGUGCGGCCUUGUACCCCCCGGCCCGGGGAGGUGGCUAGGCAGGAUGGGAAGUUCUGGAGACAGAAGCCAAUUA